AUGGAUGUGGAAGAGAGAAUAUCAACGAAGAAAAAAAUGGAUUUGGAGGGUUUAUCAGUAAUCUGCAGCGAUCUAGGAGUACCCGAGGAAGACGACGAUAGAAGACGAAUUGGGUACUCCAAAAGCGAGUACUGUCUCGAUAAUUUGAAAGAUUUACUUAGAUUCCUGAGACGCGACGAUCCUGAGAGCAGACAAGUUUUUAAACAAGUCUGUUCUUGGAACAUAGUCGCUAAAGAUUUGAUUCCGAUCAUUGAACAUUACCAAGAUGAGCAUAGCUUAGUUUUAAAUGCAGUUAAGGUGUUGGUGUUUCUUACGAUGCCUAUAGAGACUUCUUCAGAUGAUAUCCCUCAGCAGUUAGAGUAUCUAUGGGGUUUAAAGUCUGCGAUUACUUUUAGUAACAUUGUUCCAGUGAUUGUGUCUUUGCUUGAAGCUCCUCUCGAGAGCUUGGAAUUAGAUGUGUUCAGUGAGGAAGAUUGGAAAUUGGUUCAGCUUGUGCUUACUUUAUUCCGGAAUUUGCUGGCUAUUCAUGAGAUUUCUCCGAUUCAGAAAGCUGGUGAAUCGACUUGUUAUUUUUUGUCGCUGAGGGAUCAGUUUCUUGAACUUUUGUCUCGUGAGAAUGUGAUGGAUAUAUUUCUUGUGAUAACUCAGACUAUUGAAGGUUUUAAUAGUUUGUUGAGGCAUGACAACUUACUUCUCCUUGAAAUUUAUCAUUAUAUUCUUUUGGGUCAAGACAUGGAGCUUAUUGCAAAGGCUCCUGAGAAGUUGGAUCAAGGGAAGAAAGCUUCUAUUGAUAGUUUGAAGACAUUGAUGAAGGAGGAGGAAGUGAAACGAAAGCUUGCAAGACUCAACAAUAUGAGUCAGCGUCAUUCCAAAUUUGGUGGGACAUUCACCCGGGUUACCAUGGAUGGCACUAAAGCUGUACUAAAGGGAAUACCUUCUACUGCGGAGAGCACAAUGCUAAAGCCUCAGCAAGGUCGUGGAGCCGCAGAAAAGAUUGUCUGGGAACAUGGACCAAUGUCCGUGACAAAUGACAAUGUUUUGAAGUUGCUGCAUGAAUUCAUCAAUCAGUUUAUGUCAGGAGGAUAUAAUGUUCUGAUGCAGUCAGUAUGUGAAGAUAUUGAAAAGGAGCAUCCCUCCAUUCAAAAUAGCGACAUCAUUACUUUCUUUCAAGUUGCACAGUCCGUCACCUCUUUUCAAUUUCACAAGUCCUCGGCUUCUAAUCCAGCAACAAGAUCGGAAGAAACUUCUGAACUCUCGACCAAUCAGAAUGCUGGUGUAAACUGUUCUAAGAAUGACAUUUGUGCGCCAAUUGCAGCAACGAUUAACGACAGAAUGUUUUUACUUGUCAUUUCAAAAUGGCGCAGUGCAUUUGAUGGUCUGAAGGAAACUAAAGAAUUUAAGUUUUUAUCUGCAGCAGGUUCUCUUAUGAAAACCAUGCUUUGCUUGUUAGAUCUGGUAAUUAGAUUGCAACCUGAAGACUCUAGAGAAGCUUUUACUGUUCGCAUAUUGCUUUAUAAGUUGUUUUAUGACCAAACUGACCAAGGGAUGUGCCAGUUCAUCCUGAAUCUGGUGAGAAGUUUUGACACGCAUAAGCAACCUAAAAGUGAGCUUGGAGAUCUGGUGGAAAGCAUCCAUGUAAUAGUAGGCCUUAUGGAAAACCUUCAAGGGCGUGGAACUUUGAGGGUUUCAAAAAAAUCAAGGAAGGCAAGAAAGAAAAAACCCAUGGGAAAGAAGGAGGCCACAGUGCAUGACCUGUCUGAAAAACAUCCAGGUACUUCAAAUGAAGCUAGCACUGCAAAAAGCAUACCGGUGGUUGAUUCGACAGUUUCAACGGAGAAUGGACCAAUGGAUGUGCCUCCCAAUAACCCAGGGGCAUCAAACCUAAGGACUGAAGCUGAUGAAACUCAACAAACGCACAGCCCUAAGUCAAAUCAUGUGGUCGAUGAUCUGUCUUGCGGCAGUGACGAUUCUUCUGACGGCGAAGAGCAAACAGCAACAGAUGAAGUUGAUUUUAAGGUUUCCACAUUUAUUUCUGCUUUUGCCAGCAACAGCAUCAUUCAAAACCUUUGCUGGUUGCUUAAGUUUUACAAAACCAACCCAAACCAGACGAAUCACCACAUAAUAAGCAUACUGCGGAGGAUUACAGAAGACUUGGAGCUCUCUCCCAUGUUGUAUCAGCUUUCACUGGUAAUAACAUUCCAUAAGAUCCUUGAUGAGCAGAAAUCUUGUCCCUGCAAAGACUAUGAAAAUAUAGUUACCUUCCUGACAGAUCUGGUUAGAAAUAUGUUGAAGAAAAUGAAGUCACAGCCUCUUCUCUUUGUUGAAAUUCUCUUCUCAAAGACUCGCAAAGAAUGCCAUUACAUAAAUGCUGAAUAUAUGUUGCAUGAGCUUGGCCAUCUAAGAAAACAAAUGGGAAAGCAAGAAAAGGUCGCCGGAACCGAGGAAAAUGAUAUACCAUCAGAGAAAGGAUGGACUCGCCGAAGCUUAGCAGAUGCUCUAGGUGAUGAUGAAGCUGAUGUCGUGAUUUCUUAUGAUCAAGGAUUUCAAAAUGAAGAAGAUCACAUGGUGGAAGAUGAUUCUGCAGGACCAUCUAAAAGAAAGCGAAGACUUGUUCUUGAUGGUGAUAUGGAAAUAAAAAUUAAAGACCUAUACGAAAGGUUCAAAGAUGAUAAAAAUUGCAGCCGGCUAAUUGCUGAAAAUUUGGAUCCUGAUGGUGGAAUCUCUGCUGCACAAGUAACCAACAAGCUUAAACUGCUAGGUCUAGAAAUAAGGAAAAGGCUUCGGCGUGGUGAUAGCUCUAUCCAAGCAAAUGAAGGCAGUAAUGGAAAUGAUGAUCCAGAUCACCUGGAUGCAACAUCACUACAGCAAUCUUCAAACACCAGAAAGAGAGGGAGUUCCUUUAGCAAAGAACAAGAAACACGUAUUAAGGAACUAUACGAGAAGUUCAAGGACCAAAACCGCUGUUGUUAUUUGAUUGCCAAUGAAUUGGGGUCUGAAAAAAAAUAUACUACUGCCCAGGUUUCACGUAAAUUAAAGCAACUUGGUCUCCGUCUUCCUCGUCGUAAGAAGUCUGAAGCUGGUAUGAAGCUGAAAGACGACCAUGAUGAAUCUGCUGCAGAUGAAUCCGACAAUGAAACAUUACUAGCCUUCAAGAACAGGAAGAGCAAAAAAAAUCAGAAGAACAAGCAGCACACAAGAUCAAGCGAUGAGAUCACUUUAGGUGGUUCUGAAGACAACACAGAAAGGAAUGAAACUAGUCCGCAUGUGCCUACCUCUGAUGAAGAAGAGAACAAUGAUCAAGACUUCAUCACCCGGGAAAGUAGAGACUCUGAAACAGAUGUUCACAUCAGCGACACUGCUCCUUCUACUCCAUCUCCAGAAGAUCCAAAUCUUUCAUCAGAUCAUGAACUGGAGGAUGAUGAGUUAGCAGAUUCCGGUGAUGACUCCGCAGCUGGUGGUGCCACCCUCACUCAAAGCCCGCUUAGUAGGAGAAAAAUGAAGAUGGUACUUGAUGAGGAUGACUGAAGAUAAGAGGGCUCCCAUCUUAUUUUGUUUCAUGGAAAACAAAUCCAUAUGAAAUAAACCUUUACUGUUAAGUAAUGUAUAGAAAAUUAGAAAAGAACAUACCAGCCACUGUAACUUUUUUGAGGAAAUUUUGGUUUUUAAUAUUGUUCUAGUGUCUUGUUCAUUUGUUCAGAUUUGUUAUUGGUUGGUUAGGGAGACAUUCAUAGUCCAACGAUUCAAACUACUGGACAAAGCAGAAGAUAAGAACGAUCAUGGUUUUGGUGUGUUUUCC
Molecule: messenger RNA, 3796 nt
Organism: Camelina sativa (false flax)
Lineage: Eukaryota; Viridiplantae; Streptophyta; Magnoliopsida; Brassicales; Brassicaceae
Biological process (GO): DNA replication checkpoint signaling; DNA repair; replication fork arrest
Cellular component (GO): replication fork protection complex
Molecular function (GO): DNA binding
Source: RefSeq, a predicted model, not a curated record